UUGGUAGGCCUACACGUCGGGGGGUGGGGGGCAACCGAAGACACCGCUCGGCUACGGCGGUGCCAAAGAUAGAACAUUUCCGAAAUUUCUGCUACCAAAUACUUCGAAGCGGCAUUUAAUUGAUGGAGAUAGCCGGCGAAGACGGUUCAAAGUUAGUUCUACGAGAGCCAGUGACGAUAUUCGGAAGAGGCUCAGGUUUUGCUUCCAAGGAUCGAACAGUAUCUCGUCGUCACAUUUUAAUCGAAGCUAAAACCUCAGAGAACAGUAAUGGAGCUCCCAUUGAGCCUACAGUUUCCUUCGAAGUUAUCGGGAGGAACCCUAUUUGGGUUCGGAGCAGCAAAAAUGGCGAAAUCAGAACAUUUAGAAGAUCGGAAAAGGGCGAGAUGGCGCUUGGUGAAUCGUUCUGCGUGGGUUCGCAGGAACCAAUUUGGUUCGAAUUAAACAAAAUCGCUGAAUUCGAAGAAAGGAAGCAAUUUUUUUCGCGUUCAUCUGAUUCGGUGGAUAUCGAUGUUUCUGGCAUUGAUCCUGUCAAAGAAUUCGGUUUCCUUGCCAUGGGACACGAGUUUGAAUGCUAUGGCAAUCGAGUGAUUCGUGAUCCAAAAAAAUGGGACUGGUUUUUGGAUGAGCCGAGAAAAGACAGUGAUGACGACGAAGAUUAUGGGAGGAAAAAGAAGAGAGGAGUGAAGGGAAAGAGGAAAAAAGGAGCAAACAGUGACGAUGAAGAUUGGACAGAUGAGAAUGAAGAUGCUGUGGAAAUGAUUACAAAAACAAAGAAGUUUCGAAGACCCAAAUACUCCACAAGAUCAAAAGACCGCCAUAAGACUCCCAAUGAUCAAAAGAAGGCUGCUAGAUCUAAUAAAGACUAUGAUGAAGAAGUUGAAGAAGAUGAAGAUGACGAAACAUUAGGAGGCUUUAUUGUAGAUGAUGAAGAAGAUAAUGUAGAACAGAUGGACGAAGAUGAAGAUGAAGAUGAAGAAGAAGAAGAAUUUUCAGACGAUGACGAGGAAGAUUGAUGAAGCUAAUGGUUGUUGGGUGCUGCUAACUUAGGCUUGUUCUAGAGAGGUUUGUCUUUGUACAAUACUUCCCUCUAGUUUCCUAAUCUUGUGAAAUAUAGAAGGAUCAGUUUUAUGUUGUAUUUCAAAUUGUAGGUUGAAAAUCAUCUUCAGUUUCUUUUCCAAUGAUGGAUUAUAUUGGGAGGCCUUGUAAUAUUCUUUUGUCUUGUGUUGUAAAGAAAUAACUCGAGGAGGCCACCAGUUUAUGUGAAAGAAACCAUGAAAGUACCUUAAAUUUAUACUCAAUAGUUAUUAGUAGCAUACAGAUUCUUCAUCA
Messenger RNA from Benincasa hispida (wax gourd), 1329 nucleotides. RefSeq names its product SMAD/FHA domain-containing protein. Gene Ontology annotation, molecular function: protein binding. Lineage: Eukaryota; Viridiplantae; Streptophyta; Magnoliopsida; Cucurbitales; Cucurbitaceae. The record is from RefSeq and is a predicted model, not a curated record.